This is a messenger RNA of Mercurialis annua (annual mercury), 644 nucleotides long. RefSeq names its product 40S ribosomal protein S16. Gene Ontology annotation, biological process: translation; maturation of SSU-rRNA from tricistronic rRNA transcript (SSU-rRNA, 5.8S rRNA, LSU-rRNA). The record is from RefSeq and is a predicted model, not a curated record. NCBI's taxonomy places the organism in Eukaryota, Viridiplantae, Streptophyta, Magnoliopsida, Malpighiales, Euphorbiaceae. The transcript has a single exon. Gene Ontology annotation, molecular function: RNA binding; structural constituent of ribosome. Gene Ontology annotation, cellular component: ribosome; cytosolic small ribosomal subunit. Bases 58 to 516 code for a protein of 152 amino acids.
UUCACCUCCAUUUUUAGUUCACAUAGCUCACAAACCCUAAUCUCCCAAACCCUAACAAUGUCAGCUGCUCCAGCACCAGUGGCCCAACCAACCACCGAGUCCGUCCAAUGCUUCGGCCGCAAGAAAACCGCCGUCGCCGUCACUCACUGCAAGCGCGGCCGCGGCCUAAUCAAGAUCAACGGCUGUCCAAUCGAGCUCAUCCAGCCCGAAAUCCUCCGUUUUAAAGCCUACGAACCAAUCCUUCUCUUAGGACGACACCGUUUCGCAGGAGUGGACAUGAGGAUCCGCGUCAAAGGAGGAGGAAACACGUCGCAGAUCUACGCCAUCAGACAAAGCAUCGCUAAAGCUCUCGUCGCAUUUUAUCAGAAGUUUGUGGAUGAGCAGAGCAAGAAGGAGAUUAAAGAUAUUUUGAUGAGGUAUGAUCGGACUCUGCUCGUGGCGGAUCCCAGGCGUUGUGAGCCGAAGAAGUUUGGUGGUCGUGGUGCUCGUUCUAGAUUCCAGAAGAGUUACCGUUGAUUUUCAGGAGUAUGUGGUGACUAUGUUGUUGAGGGUAUUUUGGUAAAUGUUGCUUAAUUUUGCUCGGAUAAUAUUAGUGUUUGUUUUUUACAGUUGAUUUACAUUGCAAUGAAUCACAUGUUUGCCUC